Camelina sativa (false flax) is the source of this 1053-nucleotide messenger RNA. Lineage: Eukaryota; Viridiplantae; Streptophyta; Magnoliopsida; Brassicales; Brassicaceae. The record is from RefSeq and is a predicted model, not a curated record.
AUGGUAGUGAGGCACGAUCCCUAUCUGUUUCCAUCAAACAUUCAUGUGGCUAGUUCUGUCACUAUCAAGUUGAGCAACACAAACAACCUCUUGUGGAAGACUCAGUUUGAAUCUCUUCUUCAUUCUCAGAAGCUGCUUGGUUUUGUCAAUGGUCAGAUUCUUGCACCUGCAGCUACUCGUUUUACUACUAUCAACAAUGUCCAGGUCACAAGUUCUAACGCUGAAUAUGAAGCACGCUCUGUCAACGUCUUCAGAGAUAAGAGUUUUUCGGUGUAUUGUCGUGAGUUUCGUGUUGUUUGUGAUAACUUUAGUUUGAUUGGGAAGCAUGUGAAUGAAUCGAUGAAAGUUGUUCUGUUUUUGAAUGGUCUGGCUCGAGAAUAUGAUCCCAUAGCUACUGUUAUCCAAAGUUCACUGUCUCGUUUGCCAUCUCCUACCUUCAAUGAUGUGGUUAUCAAGGACGUGAUUCUAAUGGUCGUGGUAGAGGUGGCAAAGGCAACUACUCCACUCGAGGCAGAGGAUUCUCUCAACAAGUUAACAACUCAAGUUGGAACUCAUCUCAGUCUUGAGGAUCAUCCAAUGCUCAGUGACGAUGUUCCCCAGGCUCUUGCUGCUCUUCAGGUGUCAGAUGGUGGUCGUGAAUGGGUUACAGACUCUGAAAUAGUGAUGGUCGCUGAUGGUACUCACUUACCUAUCAAUCACAUUGGAUCGACAGUCCUCAUGACUAAUGCAGGUAGUCUUCCUCUUCUAGAUGUGCUUGUCUGUCCAUCGAUGCAGCAGUCGUUAGUUUCAGUAUCUAAAGUUUGUGAUGACUAUCCUUGUGGUGUGUUUUUUGAUGUUAAUGUCGUGUAUGUGAUUGACCUACGCACUCAAAAAGUGGUGACCAAAGGACCUCAUCAUAAGACCCUUUAUAUGUUGGAGAACCAAGAGUUUGUAGCUAGUUUUUCAAAUUGGCAGUGUGCGGCUAGUGACAUGGUUUGGCACCAACGUCUUGUACAUGCAAACUUCCAAGUUCUUCAACUUCUCAAGAACAGAAAGGCUAUAUCUAUCAAUUAG